Triticum dicoccoides is the source of this 603-nucleotide messenger RNA. RefSeq lists its product as uncharacterized. The record is from RefSeq and is a predicted model, not a curated record. The transcript has 2 exons. Gene Ontology annotation, cellular component: respiratory chain complex I. The coding region runs from base 120 to 335 and encodes 71 amino acids. Lineage: Eukaryota; Viridiplantae; Streptophyta; Magnoliopsida; Poales; Poaceae.
GAGGCCGUCUGCCCGUCUCACCACGAACCAAACCAGACCAAUCUUCGGCGAGCCCAUCGGCACAUUCUCAGAGCGCAGAGGAAGCAGGAGGCGGCGGAUCGAGGAGAGGAGACGAGAAGAUGGGUGGCGGCAUGGAGGUGAACAAGAACCGCUGGAUCGAGGAGUGGAACGCCGGCCGGGAGAACCUCGAGCUCAACUUCCGCUUUACCCGCCGCAGCCUCGCCGUCAUCGGCCUCUUCGGCCUCGCCGUCCCCAUCCUCGUCUACAAGGGCAUCGUUCGCGAAUUCCAUAUGCAGGACGAGGACGCCGGCCGGCCGUACAGGAAGUUCCUGUGAGCGUCGCCUCCGGUGGAUGUCGAGACUCCGAGCGGUCUGCAGGGUUUCGGUCAGGGAGAAGGAAUCUCCAUUCGGUUUGUUUCCCGUACUGUUGUAGUCAGACUGGAGUAUUUUGUUCUCACAUGUUGUGCGCGAUAUGUGUUAAAUAAGCUGUAAUGAAAUGCUGUUCUUCCAAUUGCUGAGACCUGAGAAGUCUGAUUUGGUUAAUUUGAGGUAAUAUUUGUGUUAUGCAAUAUGCUUGGAUUAAAUGGGAAGUAAUAUCAUGCGA